This is a messenger RNA of Solea senegalensis (Senegalese sole), 3164 nucleotides long. It is a transcript of the gene capn3a, whose product is annotated as calpain 3a, (p94). The transcript has 21 exons. The record is from RefSeq and is a predicted model, not a curated record. Gene Ontology annotation, cellular component: cytoplasm. Bases 317 to 2461 code for a protein of 714 amino acids. Gene Ontology annotation, biological process: negative regulation of apoptotic process; proteolysis. Gene Ontology annotation, molecular function: calcium-dependent cysteine-type endopeptidase activity; calcium ion binding. Lineage: Eukaryota; Metazoa; Chordata; Actinopteri; Pleuronectiformes; Soleidae.
GGCCUUUGUGUCACCCAACAAUGAUGGCACCACAGCACCACAGCCGGGGAACGCAUCAUUGUUCACUGUGGCCAAUGGAAACACAGCAAAGAGACGUUUGUGUGAUGUGUGAUUUUCUGUGCCUGUGAACAGCGAUGUAGAGACUGAACAUCUGCUCUGUGACGAGGGGACAGUAAGGGAACGUCAUUAAAAGAGAGAGCCAAUCAGACGGAAGCUGUUUGGAUUUAUGCCAGGGUUUUUAGGCUUGUAAGACCCAAGUACAAGUGGCAAAAGUCUGUUUGUUUUUUUUUAAAUAGAAAAAGUCAGGUGAGACGAGAUGCCCUACACACCGUCUGGCUUUUUCUGUGACCGGUUGAUCCGGGAACGAGAGAGGAGAGACGGAGAAGGUUCUCUGAACAAACCACUACGCUUCAAUGGUCAGGACUUCAACACCCUGAGACAGGAGUGUCUUCAGAAGAAGAGUCUGUUUGAGGAUGACUCUUUCCCGGCCACUGUGGAGUCUCUGGGCUUCAAAGAGCUCGGACACAAGUCGAACAAGGUCAAGAACAUCGUCUGGAAGAGGCCCAAGGAAAUUUGUGAGAAUCCACAGUUCAUUGUGGGAGGAGCCAGUAGGACAGACAUCUGCCAGGGAGAUCUAGGUGACUGCUGGUUGUUGGCCGCUAUCGCUUGUCUCACCCUGAACGAGAAGCUUCUCUACCGUGUUGUUCCUGCAGAGCAAAGCUACUCAGAGAGAUAUGGCGGCAUCUUCCACUUCCAGUUCUGGCGUUACGGUGACUGGGUGGAUGUCGUCAUCGACGACCGCAUCCCAACCGUCAACAACCAACUGGUCUUCACUAAGUCCGCAGAGAGAAACGAGUUCUGGAGUGCCCUGCUGGAGAAAGCCUACGCCAAGCUUCACGGCUCCUAUGAGGCCCUCAAGGGUGGAAACACCACAGAGGCCAUGGAGGAUUUCACCGGUGGAGUCACAGAGUUCUACGAGAUGAAGGAGGCUCCCAAAGAGCUUUACAAAAUCAUGAAGAAAGCUCUGGAGAGAGGCUCCCUCAUGGGCUGUUCUAUCGAUUCUCUGGUUCCCGCUCGCCUUGAGACUCGCACCGUGACUGGACUUGUGAAGGGUCACGCCUACUCUGUGACAGCAGUGGAGGAGUGUAAAGCGUCGCAAGCGUCCAAAGUUCGUCUGGUGCGUCUCAGGAACCCGUGGGGUCAAGUGGAAUGGAACGGUCCCUGGAGUGACAACUCUAAGGAGUGGACCUCACUGUCCAAGAAUGAAAAAGAUAAGCUACAGCACCAGAGUGCCGAGGACGGCGAGUUCUGGAUGUCAUUUGAGGAUUUCAGGAAGAACUACACCAAGAUCGAGAUCUGUAACCUCACACCUGAUGCUCUGGAGGACGACAAGAUCCACAAGUGGACGGUUUCUAUGAACGAGGGACGCUGGGUGAGAGGCUGCUCCGCCGGAGGCUGCAGGAACUAUCCAGACACUUUCUGGACAAACCCUCAGUAUCGCCUGCGUCUGCUGGAGGAAGACGACGAUCCCGAGGACAGCGAGGUGGGCUGCACCUUCGUCGUGGCGCUGAUGCAGAAGAAUCGGCGGAAAGAACGCAAGAUGGGAGCAAAUCUCUUUACCAUUGGAUUCUCCAUCUAUGAGGUGCCCAAAGAGAUGCACGGGAACAAACAGCACAUGCAGAAGGACUUCUUCCUCAUCAACGCGUCUAAAGCUCGCUCCAAGGCCUACAUCAACCUGCGCGAGGUGACCCAGCGUUUCCGCCUGAGCCCGGGAGAGUACGUCAUCGUUCCCUCCACGUACGAGCCGCACCAGGAGGGAGAAUUCAUUCUGAGAGUCUUCUCAGAGAAGAAGAACACCUCAGAGGAGAUAGAGAACAGGAUCGAGGCCGAUCAUCCAGUGCCGGCGCCAGCGUCAGCAGGAGAAGAGAGCGAGGACGACCAGCAGUUCAGGAGCAUUUUUCAGGAAAUAGCCGGAGACGAAAUGGAAAUCACUGCAAAUGAACUGAAAAAUGUUCUCAACAGAGUGAUCAGCAAACAUAAGGACCUGAACACUGAGGGCUUCAGUCUGGAGAGUUGCAGGAGCAUGAUUGCUCUGAUGGACGUAUCCUUUAUGGACGGGACGGGUCGACUCAAUCUGCAGGAGUUCAGACAUCUGUGGAAUAAGAUCAAACAGUGGCAGGGAAUCUUUAAACACUACAACGCUGACCAGUCUGGAAGCAUCAACAGCUACGAGAUGAGGAACGCCAUCAACGAUGCAGGCUUCCGUCUCAACAACCAGCUGUACGACAUCAUCACCAUGCGCUACGCUAAUGAGAACAUGAACAUCGACUUCGACAGCUUCAUCAGCUGCCUGGUGCGGCUCGAAGCCAUGUUCAGAGCGUUCCAGGCCUUUGAUCAGGAGGGAGACGGUACCAUCAGACUCAGUGUUCUGGAGUGGCUCCAGUUGACCAUGUACACCUAGAAAGGCUCCUCCUCUCCCAGGUGAACUCCACUCCACACGAGGACCAGACCUGCCAGCUUUUACCUCAACAUUCAGUGUCAUCCACCUCAACUCACCGCCUCCAUUUUAGCUUCUCUCUUUUCAGGCCUGUAACAUUUCCUUCUCUGCUUCCAUGAUCAUGAAAAUAUCAGUCUCCUUUGCUUUGUUUUUCAUUUUCAAUUUUCUUUUUGAACACACUUUUACCAUGUAUCGUACUUUUCUCAGGCAUCAAACACACACAACCUCCUUUUCCUCAGUCACGAUACCUCACAAGCUUCUCCCACAUUUCACUGUUCAACUAGAGCAGCACAGGCAUCUUCUCCCGUCUCUGCUGGACCAUGAAUGGACAUAGUCACUCCAACGCUGACCACUUUUCAUUAUCUCCGUCAAUAAAACACACCUGGACUUGUUGUUGGCCUAGCGUAGCAUGUUGGCGACAAUGUGGCAGUCACUCAGCUCUGCACCUGUGGAUGGAUGAGACUCCAGAACCAAAACUAUGGAGCUGAGACUUCUAACCUUUGAUUAGCACCAAUGUUGUUAAAGGUUCAACAAUGGAUUUGAGAUAAAUAUGGCUACAGGGGUUUGACUGCAGCUUUUUGUGAUUUUUCUUAUUAUGGCUUUGGUCUAUUGAGUGUAUACUGCAUUUUUAACCUUUUCAAUCUAAUAAACAAACAAUACCGGUCUA